AUGACAGCAGUAAGAGUAGAAGAGUACGGGACGGUAUCCAGUAAACCGUCGCAGACCACGGCCAGGAGACGCCUUUCAAAUUCCGGUAGUCCAGCAACUUCCACGAUGACAGACACGAAACCCGCUAAACGAAAACGCACCGAUAGCCUUGACUCUAACAUUCUAGGAUGGUCGCCAGGCGUGGACCCUGAGGAGGCAGGAGCUGUGACACAGUCUCGCGAACACUGGUUCAACGACGGCAACAUCAUCCUCCAGGCGGAGUCCAAGCGGUAUCGCGUCCACCAAUCUGUUCUCAAGCGUUACUCGUCUUGGUUCGACGAGGCGUUGCUGUUCCCUCAGCCUGCUGAAGCCGAGAUUCAACGUGAUGACUGCCCCUUUUUUGUCCUUGGCGACACUACAGAGGACAUCGACAACAUGCUCACCUUGCUCUAUGACACCAUGAGUGUAAGCGUGUUUAGGGGAAUCUCAGUGUCGGUGCUCGGAACAAUGCUCCGGCUGGGGAGGAAGUAUUCCUUCAAGAUUUUCUGGGAUGAGGCUGUCAAGUUCCUUGAGAAAUCAUAUCCCGAUACUCUGUGCGAUUGGGAUGGAGAAGAGAAGCAAAUUUAUGACAAAUUUACCGACAAUAAUGAGGACGCCCUUUUCGGUGUCAUCGCUCUUGCUCACGAAUUUGGUCUCAAGUCCGUUCUUCCCACCGCCUAUGUUUCCGUGCUGUUGGAAUACGAUUCGACCACAUUUUUCGCAAAGCGUCGGGUUGCCUGGCGUGUGGAAGAGCCGCUCAACUGUCUGUUGGCCCGCGAGAAGAUCUACAACGCCAUCACGAAACACCCUCUCUCUUGGCUACACGAAAGCACGCCUGUGAGCAAGAAGUGCGUAUCGCGGGCCGGCUGCACCUCUGUAAAGCACGCCGCUCUCAUCGCGCUGCUCAAAGGGGACCACCGUACGACCCUUCAGAUCCUGGUAACGGGAUGGUGCGACACGGAUCUUGGCAACGAUUUCUGCAAAGAAUGCUCCCCCGUGGUGGAGAAGAUUUACAACGAAGGAAGAAAAAAGGUGUGGCACUUGCUCCCCGAAUAUUUAGGUCUGGAAAACGAGGUUUGGAACACACGCUUCGAAUCUCCAGAGUAG
Molecule: messenger RNA, 1125 nt
Organism: Cyclocybe aegerita
Lineage: Eukaryota; Fungi; Basidiomycota; Agaricomycetes; Agaricales; Hemipholiotaceae
Source: the annotation of a GenBank genome assembly